AUGGCGGCUUCAACCACUGCAGCUGUCCUUUAUGCAGCCACCGUGUCAGUUCCGCCGCAAUCUCCAAUUCCAGAAGAUGCAGAAAGCAAGUCUCACCAUUUGAAGACAGGAGGUUUCCGGAAUCCGUGGGAGUCCUGGAGUACCAUCCCAGCCUUGACAAUCGUCCGAAAGAUGAUUGCUCGUCGACUCACUGGAAAGGCAAACAUCCCCGACACAACUCCGCCAACUGUUCCUGUACGAAAACCGCAAUUUUUGCCAAGCAGAGAGACGCCUAAGCUGAGAGCUACUUGGCUAGGACACGCAUGUUACUACGUGGAGUUUCCGAGUGGUUUGAGGGUACUUUUUGACCCCGUGUUCGAAGACAGAUGCUCGCCGUUCACUUGGCUGGGUCCCAAACGUUAUACAGAAAUGCCGUGUGACCUGAAAGAUAUCCCCUUUAUUGACGCUGUUAUCAUUUCGCACAAUCAUUAUGAUCAUCUCUCCUAUCCAACUAUCCGGCAGAUUCACCAACAAUACCCAGGCUGCCAUUUUUUCGCUCCUCUUGGGAACAAGAAAUGGUUCGCUGACAGUGGUAUUCACAAUGUGACCGAGCUGGACUGGUGGGAAGAACGCGAACUCGAACUGUCGCCAUCUAGCAACUCAACCGAGGUUACGGCUGUGGGCGAUGCUCCAAGCAAACCAUCGAAUAUUCUUGCUCGUAUCGGGUGUCUCCCCUGUCAACACACGAGUGCGCGGACCCUUUGGGACAGAUCGAAGACCCUAUGGGGUUCUUGGAGUGUGGAGUCAGCUAAUUCAAAGGUUUACUUUGCUGGCGAUACUGGAUACCGAGCAGUGCCUGAGCUUCCCAAGGAAGUUGACGACCACGGCCCUGAACAUGCAUACCCGCACUGUCCAGCAUUUGCCCAAGUAGGCCAGCUUCGUGGCCCUUUCACACUGGGUCUAAUACCCAUUGGCGCAUAUGAUCCUAGAUUUAUCAUGAGUCCAAUGCACGCCGACCCCCAUGACGCCGUAAAAAUAUUCCAGGACACAAAGUGCCAAAGGGCCCUUGGAAUGCAUUGGGGAACGUGGGUCCUGACGGAAGAGGAUGUAAUGGAACCACCAAAGAAGCUCAAGGAGGCACUAAAACGAAAUGAUGUCCAAGAGACUGGUAUAUUUGAUGUUUGUGAUAUCGGUGAAAGUCGCGAGUUCUGA
Molecule: messenger RNA, 1191 nt
Organism: Uncinocarpus reesii 1704
Lineage: Eukaryota; Fungi; Ascomycota; Eurotiomycetes; Onygenales; Onygenaceae
Exons: 4
Coding region: 1-1191 (396 amino acids)
Biological process (GO): N-acylethanolamine metabolic process; N-acylphosphatidylethanolamine metabolic process
Cellular component (GO): membrane-bounded organelle; cytoplasm
Molecular function (GO): N-acylphosphatidylethanolamine-specific phospholipase D activity; zinc ion binding
Source: RefSeq, a predicted model, not a curated record